UACCAAUCAACUUUUGUCUAAUUGCCAUUCCACCAAAGAAUUGACCAAUAUGAGUUUCCUGCGCCCCAUGUCAAUGCUGCGCUCAGCAGCUCUCCGCCCAGCAGCUCUCUCCGCAGCUCCUCGAGCUCGUCUGCAACUCCGCUUCGCGACAGGUGAUUACGGCUCGGGCGAUGGCAAUCCAGCAGGCGAGAAACCAAAAGAGCAGGGCAAGAAUCUCAGCGAGAAUCUCGAGCACCCAGGUCCUCCACCGCCCAAGGUCGCAGAGGGCAAAUCGUCGUCAUCUCCCAACGACGACAAGACAUCCACGAACAAGGCUCCCCAGACAUCCUCGUCAUCCUCAACAUCCUCUAGCAAGGGCUCGUCGUCUGGCAAACGCGAGUUUUCCACCUCAACACGUCGAUGGGCUGAUUCGAAAGAACCCGCUGUGAAACAGGGACAGCAGAACAAGCCCAGUCCGAAUGAGGUCAAAGGUGCGCAACCCAAGAUUCUGAACGAGAAUCCUCCGGCAAGCGAGGACGAGAGCGAGGAUGUAAAGAAGCACAACGAGGAGAUGGACAGCAGGGCUGAGCAGGCGCAUGAGAAGGUCAGCAAUGAGGAUGCGGCCAAGGACAAAGUGUCUGACAAGUUCUGGAAAGGUGAGUAGACGCUCUGGGAGUGGGCUCUCAGGGUAUGAUAGGCAAAGAGGGACAAUGGAGUGCUGGGGGUGUCCAGUAGGCCAUGGUUGGGAAGUAGGACAAAAUGAUGGCAAUGAAUGUACGAUAGUUGUGGGAGGCGUUUUGGGUGGGAUCAAAUAUCACGACAGUUCAUCCC
Cucurbitaria berberidis CBS 394.84 is the source of this 810-nucleotide messenger RNA. RefSeq lists its product as uncharacterized. The record is from RefSeq and is a predicted model, not a curated record. Bases 50 to 643 code for a protein of 197 amino acids. Lineage: Eukaryota; Fungi; Ascomycota; Dothideomycetes; Pleosporales; Cucurbitariaceae. The transcript has a single exon.